Molecule: messenger RNA, 2499 nt
Organism: Trypanosoma grayi
Lineage: Eukaryota; Euglenozoa; Kinetoplastea; Trypanosomatida; Trypanosomatidae
Exons: 1
Coding region: 1-2499 (832 amino acids)
Source: RefSeq, a predicted model, not a curated record
AUGCUUCGUCGCCUCGCCCUUGGGCCUGGAGUGGUUCUUCAGCUGCGGUUUGACCGCUGCAGGGAGCCGCUGGCGCGUGACUCUGUUCGGUACAAGCAGCUGCCGGAGAGCAUGCAGCCGAAGUCGCUUGGUGACAAUUUCACGCCGUUUCCGCUACCCAAGUUUGAUGAUGACUUGGGCUACGGGCCUGUGCGUCUGCGCAACAUUCCCGACAUUGAGCGGGCGAAGGAGCGCCAGCAGCAGAGAGGAGCAGCACUCAUGGAGGCGUCGCUGGAGGACAUGGGGGAUCUGCAGCGGCAGCAGAAUGCGGAGGAGGAGGAGGAGGCGGCGGAGGGGUGGACGCGUUCCUCUUCCGCCGCCAUGUUGCACGCCACGCAGACAAGAGAAGCAGCAGCUCCUGUGAAAGAGGAAGAGGAUGCGUUGGGUGGCUACUCUGUCUCCCGCGACUACCCUCUGAUUGAUUGUCUGCAGUGCGACCGCACACUGGAGAGUCUCCUCUCUCAGUUCGCCGAGCGGCCACAGGUCGAGGCCCGAUCUGCCGCCCUGGCGGACAUGGCCUCCACCAUUCCACGCCGCAGUGACGAGGAGCUGGUGCGCAUGCUGGAUCAAAUCAGCAUUCCCUUCACGCCCAAUGGCAGAGGACUCAACUUUCUCGUCACAAAGGUGUGUAAGUUCGGCCGACCAUACUUCGUCACCAACUCCCUCGUCAGUGCUUACGUGAACCUGAUGAACGCGGCUACUGUCGCCCUCGUGCAGGAGCAGCCGUGGCGCCUGCCACGCAGCCCGGCGUUGACUGUGCAAUUGCUGCAUUUCAUGGCGCUGAUCAAAGUAUUCGAGCCGAACAAGUGGUUCACCUACUCCGACCACGCGCCGUCCAACAGGGCAGAUUACUCGCACCCGCGAGGAGUCAACCGCACAACGGCAUUUUGGGGAACAGGUGAAGAGCUCUUCGACUUCAUGGUGGAGCUGGUGCGCUGCGACGAGGGCGGCGCCAACGCUCCGCUGCUGGAUUUGUGUAGCGACGCGCAGCUUGUCGACCUUCUUAAUGGCUUCGCGGCGGUGAUGCCGGACGGCAGAGCGAUCGGGGACGUCUUCAACUCCAUCAUGACAGUCUUCCUGCAACGUGUGCGGAGACGUCAGGAGCAGAGCAACGGCGUGCCGUGGGCGCCACAGGAUAUCGCGACAGUCGAGCGGAUGUACCUGUCCUCUGUGCUGUCUGACGCCGGCAACGCGGAGCUGCUGCGUCUUCUCCUGCAUGACACCAGCUGUCCGCGAGGUGCUGACUUCUUCGCUGCCGUUUCGCGGACAAGAGACGCCAUGGUGCAUGCACGGGCUCUCGUUUUACUGCAGGAGGCCAUUGACGUCGCCACGGAACGGGGCGACACCGCCACUCUGCUUCCGCUGCUGGAGAGCGGCUCCGAGUUGCUGCUGUCGCUUGCCGACAAGGACGCCGCGUAUGCAUUUGCUGUGCGCAAUCAGUUUGACCACCAGACCCUUCGCUCUUUUCAGCACUGCGCCGUCGUCGCGGACCGCCUGCUUGCCGAGCAGCCAUGCACCGCCCCCCGCAUUCCCUCCUCGCUGAAGGAUCUGCAGGCGCAGCUGCGCGCUCGCAAUGACGCAAAGUCGAUCUCCGCAGCGGCGUCCUCAGCCUCUGUGCCGGAGUAUUUGUCUCGGCCCUCCAUGCGUCGCUCCUCGCGACCUGUAAUGACGCUGCUGUCGCAGCUGGAAUACCUCAACGGCAUCGACUCUGUCUAUCUGCUACACUCCUCUCUGAUGGCGACGGGCACGGAUCAGCUCGUGUCGGCAGUGAGGCGGCUUCCCAGCGGCAAGGACAGCCUGAUCGUGACGACGUGUUGUUUGCGUGAGUUGUCGGUAAAGUCCACCACGAGCGCCCGUGCGAAGGAGCGGGCGGCGUGCGCCCAGGCGCUGGAGAUCAUCGCGUACGAACUCGAGAAGGGCCGCGCGGUACUGCUACCGCUCAGCGAGGAGAUACGGCUGCACGACGCAGGGGUGUAUUGCGACGAGGACCUCAUGCUGUGGACCGUUGCUGCCUUCUUCGCACGGGAGCUGCCGCUGGUGCGUGUGCUCACGCUGCUGCACGGCAACAACGCCGCCCGCUCCCCGCACCGCUUUCUAAAGGGUGCGCAUAACCUCCUCUCCUCUUCGCGCUCGCUGUACGACAGGGACGCGCCGCUGUUGGCUGCGCUGCACAGUAAGGAGCUGAAGCUCGUGACGCGCCACGCGAAGCUUCGCAAGGCGGUGCGUGACCGCGGCUGCACGCUCUAUUACUACAACCCCGUGCGGGCCCGCUUUGUGUACCGCAGGGACACGGCGCUGUUCGACAGGUAUCACGUGACGGCGCGGCACCUUGCACCCGGCUUCAGCCGCGGGGCGCUGCAGCAUGACUGGCGCGGGCUCGGCGUCUACACGCCCGACCAUCCGCAGGUGCCGUACCGCCCCCUUGAGCAGCAGCAGCAGCAGCAGCACGAGGCGGUGUGA